CCGGAGCGCGCCCCGCCCGCCCGGCUGGCCCGCUCACGCCUGGCCUGCGGGAACCCUGGGUGCUGCGGGGCGCGCGGGAACGUCGCCCUCCCCCGCUCUGCGGCCGAGGCCACCCGAGCUCAAGGGGACCGGCCGGGAGUUCCGGAACCCUCUUCAGCAUCACCGGGAGCCCGGAUCCGGCGCGGGCGGGGCCGCUGGACAUCAGCAGGCCGAGGGAGGGACCCGGGCGGACUUCCAGGGUUACCUGACCCCGUACUGAGCUGGAGGGCCGCGGCCUUGGCAGUGAAAGCGGCAGGACCCCGGGCCGGGGUGUAAGGGAGGGGCUGCCCCAGCCUCUUCCCGGACCCGCGCAGAUGGCAUUUCAAGCGGGGAAGCUGGGCCCAGAGGCGGUGGGCAUUCCGGGGUCCCGCUGCAAUAUUCCAAAUUGUACCAGGACCUCAGGACUUUCCCAACCCGGGUGGGUAAGGAGAGGAAUUCCCAUCUCCCUGUUGAUCAGAGCUGGGAGCAGAUAAACUUUCAUUUAAGGAAGUAACAAUAACAUUUCUUGUAACCCGUGU
Chinchilla lanigera (long-tailed chinchilla) is the source of this 557-nucleotide messenger RNA. RefSeq names its product collagen alpha-1(III) chain-like. NCBI's taxonomy places the organism in Eukaryota, Metazoa, Chordata, Mammalia, Rodentia, Chinchillidae. The record is from RefSeq and is a predicted model, not a curated record.